UAAACCGAAUCAAAAGGAAUAACCAUCUAAUUAAAAUUAAUGAACAUAAUCAUUUGCAUACCUAUUAAAUUGAACAUCCGACAUAUCUAUUAUUCACAUUGUUUAGUAUUUUUAUUGUUUACCUAUACUUUUCUUAUAUAUUAUAUAUAAAUGUAAAAGGAAUUACACACUUGCAUGAACCCACAUUUUCAUAAAGAGUGAUCCUGAAUUUGUGUGGAAGCAUGGUGAACCACUUCUCCCAAUACACCGUUCUCCUUCUCUUCACUACAUCAAUUGCUCUUGUGAUGGUCACGGUGGCAAGUAGUGAAGCGUGCAAGAAGGAUGAUGGUGUUGGGGAUAAUUAUUGCUCAUCGUUGCAGCAAUUGAAUAGAUGUGAAGAAAAGAUUUAUUAUAUGGGAGGAAAAAGCUGUAAUCAAGAAUGGUGUUUCCAUGAUUGUAAGCUAAAGCACGUUGGUAAGGAAGCUAUGGGAAUAUGCCGUGUUAGCUUCUUAAGGCGUCCAAGUCCAUACCCUAUGACAGUUCUACGAUUCUGCAGUUGCGUCUACAACUGUUAAUGUAAUAUGAACUACUAUCUAAUGUAUGAGUUUGAUCCUUAGUUAUAAAAGCUGCACCGAUAAUCAAUCCCGUGAGUGUAUUGGAUUAAUGGGUUAUUAAUUCAACUGUUUAAUAGUUGAUUAAACCGUUUC
Messenger RNA from Arachis ipaensis, 686 nucleotides. The record is from RefSeq and is a predicted model, not a curated record. Lineage: Eukaryota; Viridiplantae; Streptophyta; Magnoliopsida; Fabales; Fabaceae.